AUGUUCUCCUUUGCACGAGUCUUGUACUCGCGUCCUAUUAAGAUAACACGUCUGGCUGCCAAUAUGCCUCACUUUGAUGUUUGUGUGAUUGGAGGUGGUCCUGCCGGUAUUGCUGCCGCCCUGCGGGCUGUUGAUUAUAAUAAACGUGUUUGUCUUGUAGAGGCGAAGCGUAUGGGUGGAGCGGAUUUGUGGAAUGGGGCUUUGCAGUCCAAGACAUUAUGGGAAAUGGCAAAGUAUGUCUCACGACUCUCUGGACAGGCAUCCCAUCGUGUGUUUGAGGAAGAUGUGGUGAAGGGAUUAAAAGAGAAAGUAAAUGAUGUACGUAUUCGGGAAACAUUGGAGGAAGUUAGUAAAACACGUGAACGACAACUUUUGGAUGGAUUAAAGGCCGCUGGGGUAACACUGGUAUAUGGAAAAGGUAUUUUCUCAUCACCGCAUGAGUUGGAUGUUCACAGUACGAAUACAGGUGAAUAUCAUGUUUUAACAGCAGAUUAUUUUAUUAUCGCCACUGGAUCUGUACCACGUAAUCAUGAGUAUCUCGUGACUGAUGGACGUCGUGUGGUAACAACAGAUACAAUUAUGCAAUUACCUAUUCCAUCAAGUCUAGUUAUUAUUGGUGCUGGUGCGGCAGGAUGUGAGUUUGCAAGUAUUUACGCUAAUUUAGGACGAACCAAGGUUUCCCUUAUAGAUAAAGCCCCACGUAUUCUACCUAUGGAAGAUGAAGAUAUUGCACUUUUUGUACAGAAUCAACUUGAACGUCGUGGAGUGACGAUGCAUCAUAAUUGUACUCUCUUUGAUCUUGAGUCUUGGGAAAAGGGAGAGAAAGGUGGUUGUAUCUAUAGUGUACGGCGUAAUGAUGAGGGUGGGGCAGUACACCCUGUGGAAACACAUAGAGCGGAAUUGGCAUUAUUAUCAGUGGGUCGUGUACCGAAUUUUUAUGGUCUUGGACUUGAAAAUACUUCUUGUAAAGUAAGCGAUGGGGUCAUUGUUGUAGAUGCAUUUAACCGUUGUGUUCCGCAUAAACAUAUUUACGUCAUUGGUGACGCUGCGGCAGAUCGGGCACUAGUGAAUUUGGGUGAGGCACAAGGACGUGGGGCUGUAGAUCAUAUGUAUAGUGAAAAGUUAGCGAGAUCUAUUAAUUCAUCUGUUUUAACCAACUUGACUACAGUUAUGUUUCUUGAAGAGGAAGUGGCUUGUGUAGGACUUAACGAGCAGCAAUGCCAACAACGCAAUCUUAGUUACAUGGUAGCUCGCUUUGACUAUGAACACCUUAGCCGUGCUAUUGCAAUGGGUGAGACUGCAGGAUUUUGUAAAGUCAUUGUAACAAAUGAUCGAGAGAAACGACUGCUCGGAGUGCGUGCAGUUGGCGCUCAUGCAGGAAGUAUUGUGGAGGUGGCAUCAUUGGCUAUACGUCGUAUGGACUCUGUAUAUGGACUGCUACAAUUAACAACAUCAUACCCCUCCGUGGUGCAGGGAUUUUUGGAAUGUAUUCGUAUGAUUCUCGGUCGCUCUUCUGUAAAGCCAAAUACAACUCCUAGAAUGACGUUAAAUAUAUGGCAUCCAUCACAUUUUGAGCGUGGUCGAACGUAUAGUGAUGAGAUGGAGAAUGAAGCUCGAUCAUCAAAAGAGUGGAAUACGGAUAACAGACAGUAUGAGUUGGAGAUGGCUCGUAUGAGGCACUCUGUGGUAGAAGAUGUUCUGAGAGACCGUGCGGCUGCAGCUGCAUCUGCUGCUGAUAAUAAUAACAACAAUAGUAAGUAA
This is a messenger RNA of Trypanosoma theileri, 1761 nucleotides long. RefSeq names its product putative dihydrolipoamide dehydrogenase. The transcript has a single exon. NCBI's taxonomy places the organism in Eukaryota, Euglenozoa, Kinetoplastea, Trypanosomatida, Trypanosomatidae. Bases 1 to 1761 code for a protein of 586 amino acids. The record is from RefSeq and is a predicted model, not a curated record. Gene Ontology annotation, cellular component: mitochondrion; oxoglutarate dehydrogenase complex. Gene Ontology annotation, molecular function: flavin adenine dinucleotide binding; dihydrolipoyl dehydrogenase (NADH) activity.